AUGACAAGCAAUACUGAAACUGCGAUAAACCCAGUGGACACUCCAGUUGAUUCAACGACAAGAGAGUCAGCCACGAUUGAAGAAAAUCGGACAUUGAGGAAUGUUAUGGCACAGUUGUGGCAAGCCUGGGCCAAUGGCCAAGAACCACCAUCGUCUAUUCCCGGUUUUCCUGAGAUCACUACAUUCGGGGGCCCUAACUCUGUACAAUUCGGCUCUCCUAUUGAUGUUGAGAGGCCUCCUCAAGUCUCAGAGCAAGAGGAAAUGUUGAAGAAAAUGAAAAGCAUCGAGCAACACAUGAAAAGCAUGCAAGGGCUAGGAGGGCACAAAAGUGUCGCAUUCAAAGACUUGUGUAUGUUCCCAAAUGUCCACUUGCCACCGGGAUUCAAAACCCCUAAGUUUGAUAAGUAUGAUGGGCACGGUGAUCCCAUAGCUCACCUCAAGAGAUACUGCAAUCAACUUAGAGGUGCAGGGGGUAAAGAGGAACUGCUCAUGGCUUAUUUUGGUGAGAGCCUGACUGGUGUUGCCUCAGAAUGGUUUAUAGACCAAGAUAUCUCCCACUGGCACAUCUGGGAUGAUAUGGCUCAAGAUUUUGUUAGACAAUUUCAGUACAAUGUCGACAUUAUGCCAGAUCGCAAUACACUCUCUAAUACGAGAAAAAAGCCAAAUGAAAGCUUCAGAGACCGCAAUGGGAAGACCGUUUCACACAGCAAUCAAAACACAGGAAGGAUCGUGAGCCAGAUAGCAAUCAAAGCUACAACACAGGCCAUUCAAGGUGGUUCAGACAGUUUUGGAAAUCGUAAAAGAAAAGAGGAAGUUUCUUCGCUAGCAUCAGGGCCAAGGAGUGCUCAAAGGAACUCUAAUUGUCCUUACCCACCACUUCAGGGACAAUCCAGCUAUCCUCAACAUUACUACCCUUAUGCCCCUCAAUAUUCAGUAUCUCCAUCUCCAUCUCCAUACACGGUCUUCAAUGCUCAGUCAUAUGUGCAUUCUCCCAAUCGCCCACAUUUUUGGGCCCCAACUCAAGGAAACCUUCUCCCACAACGACCACCUUAUCAGGUCCCUUACAACCCUCUUCCUAUGCAAAAUUAUGCUCAAGAGCAAGGACAGAAAAGGAAAUUCACUCCAUUGGGAGAGUCAUACUCCAGUUUGUUUCAAAAGUUAAGAAAGAUAAGAGUGAUUGGGUCUAUCCCACCACAUCGUCUGAAUCCAACUGCUCCAGGUUUCCAAGCCAAUGAAAGAUGUGAGUAUCAUUCGGGGGCCCCAGGACACAGCACUUAUAAUUGUUGGACCUUGAAGGGGGCGAUAGAGAAGCUAAUCGAUCAUGGAGUGGUCGUUGUGACAGAUGAUCAAAACACUCACAAUGUGACUAAUAACCCGCUUCCAGCUCAAAACAAUUUAGUGGGUAUGAUCUGCGAUGAUCAAGAGUACAAACUCCUUGGCAAAAUGGGAAAGUUGUUUAGGAAGAUCGAACAGGAAAACAAGCCGAUAAAGAGUUUAAAACCAGUUGCAUCUUUGAGUGUGGAAGGUGUCAACCUUGAUACCAAAGUUUUGUGUGUCCCGGGGGUUUCGAAGGGGAUUGAAGUUCGAGCAGGUAUGCCGAAGUUGUAUGUAUCAAAGGGUUUUUCAUUAACACAACAUGACCAAAAUUGCUUGGCAAAGUUGAAAGGACCUAUCUUUGUUAAGCCCGUCCAACAGCUUCCGGUAAUUGAUUCAAAGGCUGUCCCUUGGAACUAUAAUAAAAUCGCUGUGGUUUACCGAGGAAAGGAGAUUGUUGAAGAGGUUGAUGAAGCAGGAGGGCUGACACGCUCUGGAAGAUGUUAUUCUCCAGAAGAAUUAAGAAAAGGGAAAAUGACUCAAAACAUCCAAGUACCACUGAAGAAAGCAGUUACUGAGGAAGAAGCAGAAGAGUUUCUAAAAAAGAUUAAGGUUCUAGAUUACUCUAUUGUGGAACAAUUGAAGAAAACCCCGGCACAAAUUUCAUUGUUGUCUCUACUCUUGCACUCAGAAGAACAUCGUCGUGUGUUGAAUAAGGUUUUGAACGAAGCACAUGUAUCGAAGGUGACAACGGUAAAUUAG
This is a messenger RNA of Solanum verrucosum, 2076 nucleotides long. RefSeq lists its product as uncharacterized. NCBI's taxonomy places the organism in Eukaryota, Viridiplantae, Streptophyta, Magnoliopsida, Solanales, Solanaceae. The transcript has 3 exons. The record is from RefSeq and is a predicted model, not a curated record. The coding region runs from base 1 to 2076 and encodes 691 amino acids.